UUCUCCUCACGCUUUCUCCUGCGCAGACUACCAGGCACCCUCCACACCACACCCAUGGCCUGCUACAACCGCUGCAGUCCCUGCGGACCCACCCCGCUGGCCAACAGCUGCAACGAGCCCUGUGCCCUGCAAUGCCAGGAUUCCCGCGUCAUCAUCGACCCUUCCCCUGUGCUGGUCACCCUGCCAGGACCCAUCAUGACCUCCUUCCCUCAGAACACCACCGUCGGAUCCACCUCCUCCGCUGCUCUGGGCACUGAGCUCAAUGCCCAGGGACAGCCCAUCUCUGGUGGAUUUGGCUUUGGUGGCUUUGGCUAUGGCCUGGGAGGCCUGGGCUGCUAUGGCAGAAGGGGCGGCUACAUCUGCUAAGGGCUCUCGGCACCACCCCUGACACCACCAGCUCUGGUAACAGCUCCUGCAAGCAAAGCACCUCUGCUGAUGGGAGCCAGCCUUGCACAUCA
Molecule: messenger RNA, 458 nt
Organism: Serinus canaria (Common canary)
Lineage: Eukaryota; Metazoa; Chordata; Aves; Passeriformes; Fringillidae
Product: feather beta keratin-like
Exons: 2
Coding region: 55-366 (103 amino acids)
Cellular component (GO): intermediate filament
Molecular function (GO): structural constituent of cytoskeleton
Source: RefSeq, a predicted model, not a curated record